Messenger RNA from Nanorana parkeri, 4577 nucleotides. It is a transcript of the gene DIAPH1, whose product is annotated as diaphanous related formin 1. Gene Ontology annotation, molecular function: microtubule binding; actin binding; small GTPase binding. Lineage: Eukaryota; Metazoa; Chordata; Amphibia; Anura; Dicroglossidae. Gene Ontology annotation, cellular component: actin filament; cytoplasm. Bases 298 to 4005 code for a protein of 1235 amino acids. The record is from RefSeq and is a predicted model, not a curated record. The transcript has 28 exons. Gene Ontology annotation, biological process: actin filament polymerization; actin cytoskeleton organization.
UGGAGUUUUGCUCUUUCUUCCGCCCUCACGUGUGGAUGGGAUCGCCUGUUGCACGCUUGCUCAUGAAUAUUCACCGUUUAUGCUAAUGAGGCCCGGGCAGCGUGUACUGCAGGGUAGGCAAGUUGUGGGGGACAGCACCGUGUCCAGGACAGCAACGGGGCCCGGACUGCCAUAGGAGGGAGAACUAUACCGAGCACACAGCGCUCCGGAGCCGGAUCACAGCGGCAAAGAAGGGCCACACCGACCAGCACUUCGUUACCUUACCGGCCAGGCCUCUACGGAGAGGGAGCCGACGGCAUGGAUCCGCCAGCCGGAGGAGGAGGCGGCGGCGGUUAUGGAGCCGGUCCACCGGCUCCCACCAAAAGCUCCAAGGAGAAGAAGAAGCUCAAGAACCAAGAUGAAGGAGGGGAGAAAUCCAAGAAAUUUACAUUUAAACGUCUUAUGGUAGAUGAGCUCGAAAGGUUUACAAGUAUAAGAAUUAAGAAGGAGAAGGAAAAGCCGACUGUGUCACAUAGGUAUUCUGCCAACUACACUGACAAUCCACUGCAGACGUUGCAGGAACUCGGUGAUGAAACUGUACUGGAGUUGUUUGAACAGAUGCUGAAUGACAUGAACCUUAAUGAGGAAAAGCAACAGCCUUUACGAGCAAAGGACAUGAUGAUAAAAAGAGAGAUGGUAUCCCAGUAUCUACAUACGUCCAAAGCUGGAAUGAAUAAGAAGGAAAGCACGAGGUCAGCACAAAUGUAUAUUCAGGAGUUGAAAUCUGGACUUGGUGAUGCAAAUCUUCUGGCCUGUUUAGAAUCUCUGAGAGUGUCCCUCAAUAACAAUCCUGUCAGCUGGGUACAGAAUUUUGGUGCAGAAGGUCUUUCGUGUCUAUUGGAGAUCCUGAAAAGACUACAAGAAGAUCAGCCUCGUGACUCUAAAAGUGAGCAUGAAAUCAUCAGAUGUUUAAAGGCUUUCAUGAACAAUAAUUUUGGAAUAAAGACCGUGCUGGGGACAGAUGAUGGGAUCAGGCUUCUGGCAAGAGCUGUGGACCCCUCAGUCCCUGCCAUGAUGAUUGACGCUUUGAAGCUUCUCUCUGCUCUGUGCAUUCUUCCGCAGCCUGAGGACAUGCAUGAACGCGUCCUUGAAGCACUCACAGAAAGAGCAGAGACGGAUGAGAUGGAACGAUUUAAACCUCUUCUGGAUGGGCUAAAAAGCGGAACACAUGUAGCACUUAAGGUGAGCUGUAUGCAGCUAAUCAACGCCAUGAUUAUCCAGGGAGAUGAGCUGGAUUUCCGUGUUCACAUACGCAGUGAAUUGAUGCGUUCCGGACUCAGUAACUUGUUAAAGGAUCUGCACAAUAUAGAGAAUGAUGAACUGAAGGUACAGCUUAGUGUAUUCAUGGAACACUCUGAAUAUGAUGCUGAUGACUUACGUGGGCGGUUAGAUGACAUUCGAGUGGAGAUGGAUGAUAUGCAAGAAGUCUUCCAGAUUCUUCAGAACACAGUGAAAGACUCCCCGGCAGAACAGCUGUUCCUCUCUAUCCUGCAGCAUCUCUUACUCAUCCGAAAUGACUAUGAUGCAAGGCCACAGUACUAUAAGCUGAUCGAUGAAGUUGUGUCUCAGAUAAUCCUGCACAAAAAUGGAGCUGAUCCAGACUUUAAAUGUCGACGCAUAAGUAUAGAAAUUGAAAGUUUGAUUGAUCAUUUGAUUGAUAAGAAGAAGGUUGAAACGAGCGAGAUAAAAGCACGCGAUUUCAUGAAAAAGCUGGAUUUAGAACUUACUGCAAGACAUGAGCUCCAAGUGGAAAUGAAAGCAAAGGAAAGUGAAUAUGAACUAAAGUUAACAGAACUCCAGGGAGAGAAGCAAACCCUGGAUUCUGAAAAACAACAUGUCGUCACUGAAAAGCAAAAGCUCGAGUCCGAGCUCGUACAACUUUCCGAAAAGAUCGAAAAAGUCGCAAAGGAACUUGAAGAUGCUAAAAAGGAAAUGGCCAAUAUGUCAACAUCAUCUGUUUUAAUACCAGUUCCUACUCCAGGCACAGCAUCAGGACCAGCUCCACCACCUCCUCCUCCCCCGCCUCCUCUUCCAGGGAAUUUAGUUCCAGGGGGAGCACCUCCUCCACCCCCUCCUCCUCCACUACCUCCCUGUAUGGGUCCAGCUGCUCCUCCUUUUCCUGGCCAAACUGGUAUGCCGCCUCCCCCUCCACCUUUGCCAGGUGGGGUUGUUCCUCCUCCACCACCUUUGCCAGGUGUCAUUCCUCCACCCCCACCAAUGCCCGGUGCUGGUGGAGCUCCACCUCCACCACCAUUUCCAGGAGCCCCUCCACCGCCUCCACUGCCUGGAGCUCCUGGACUGGGACCGCCACCUCCUCCUUUCCCUGGUGGUCCUGGGGUUCCACCACCCCCACCAGGCAUGCUAGGUGGUCCUCCUCCUCCUCCAGGUUUUAGAGGCUGGGGGAUGUCUGCAGUGCCUGCUUUACCACAUGGACUAGUACCCAAAAAGGAAUAUAAACCAGAAGUGCAGCUGAAGCGACCUAACUGGGCAAAGAUUACUCCCACUGAACUCUCAGAGAAAGCUUUCUGGACACGAGCAAAAGAAGACAGGUUUGAAAAAGAUGAGCUGUUUGCAAAGAUUACCCUUACCUUCUCUUCACAGACCAAGACUGCAAAAAUGUCCAAGACCGAGCAAGAUGGAGAGGAUAAGAAAACUGCACCGAAGAAGAAAAUUAAAGAACUUAAAGUAUUGGACCAAAAAACUGCCCAGAAUUUAUCUAUCUUUUUGGGUUCAUAUCGCAUGCCCUAUCAGGAAAUUAAAAAUGUAAUCCUAGAAGUGAAGGAAGAAGUACUGACAGAGUCUAUGGUUGUGAAUCUAAUCAAGCAGUUGCCAGAAGAUGAAAAGAUUCAGUUGUUAACAGAACAUAAAGAUGAGUACAAUGACUUGGCAGAGCCAGAGCAAUUUGGAGUCGUGAUGAGCACAGUCCCGCAGCUUCAACCACGACUCAACGCCAUCCUGUUUAAACUCAUGUUUAACGAACAUGUAGAAAACAUCAAGCCAGACAUUGUUGCAGUAACAGCCGCAUGUGAAGAGGUGCAGAAGAGUAAGAACUUUGCCACCCUUCUAGAGCUCACUCUGCUUGUCGGAAACUUUAUGAAUGCCGGGUCCCGGAACGCUGGUGCUUUUGGCUUUGAGAUUGGUUUUCUCUGCAAGCUUAAAGACACCAAGUCAGGUGACCAGAAGACAACAUUGUUACACUUCUUAGCUGAAACCUGUGAACAAGAUUACCCUGAUGUAUUACAGUUCCCAGAUGAGAUUGUUCAUGUAGAAAAGGCCAGUAGAGUGUCUGCGGAAACUUUACAAAAGAAUUUGGAUCAAAUGAAAAAGCAAAUAUCAGACCUUCAGAAGAACAUUGACAGCUUCCCGCCACCAGCUGAUGAGAAGGAUAAGUUUGUGGAAAAGAUGACAAUAUUUGUUAAAGAAGCACAAGAACAGUACACAAAACUGUGCAUGAUGCAUGACAAUAUGGUGUCAUUGUUUACAGAAUUAGGACAAUACUUUGUUUUCAACCCCAAGAAAGUCUCCAUAGAGGAGUUCUUCCUCGAUCUGCACAACUUCCGUAUCAUGUUUGUGCAAGCACUGAAAGACAAUCAGAAGAGACGUGAGGCUGAGGAGAAGCUCCGACGAGCCAAACUGGCAAAGGAGAAGGCAGAAAAGGAGAAAAUAGAGAAACAGCAGAAACGAGAACAGUUAAUAGACAUGAAUGCAGAGGGUGAUGAAACGGGUGUUAUGGACAGUCUGAUGGAGGCCCUACAGUCCGGUGCUGCAUUUAGAAGGAAAAGAGGCCCACGGCAAGCGAAUCGAAAAGCUGGCUAUGCUGUUACCUCGUUGCUAGCAUCUGAACUGACAAAGGAUGAUGCACUAGUGUCAGUGGGUGCUAAGAAGAAGAAAGUAAGUGAGGAUGAUUUGGUUGAAAUGGAUACAGCUCAUGAAGACAGCCAGGAUAGGCUCACGCGAGCGAACUAACCAUGCAGUGUGCAAUGCACUUUACAAUUCUGAGCAUAGGAGAUCUUCCAGGAUCUUUGGAGAAGACUUUUGCCACCAAAGACCCUUUUAAAACUGUUGUGCUAACAAAAUUUUGAGGUUGUGUUUUUUUUUUAUUCAUUUCUGAUUGGUCACAUUAGAGGAAGAAUACUAAUCAGUGGUCUUUACUGCUCACACUUUUUCUUUUUAUUGCAAAAUCAUAUUUGUGGCAGAGGUUGGUAAUGUCAUCUUGUUAUAUGGUACAGUGUGGUAAGCAUGAUUGCAGUUAAAUGGGCAACAUAAACUCCAAGUGGUCAAGAAGACCUACAAAUGUACAGUCAUAGGAUAGAAUUAGUAUCUAUAACCAAAGUAUGAACUAAUGUAAAUACAGUACUGCCUUAAUCUUUGUUUGCUUACCUCUAAAUGAGAGAAUGUUGAUAUCACUGUAAUGACUAUGUUAUUUAUGAUGGUAUCAUUGUGAUAACUUCGUUUGCUGGAAUUAUUAGGUACACUGGCUCUGAUCUGAAAGAAGAAUUGAUGUUUACUUUCAUUUCCCACAAUGCUCACCCUUUCAG